Molecule: messenger RNA, 1696 nt
Organism: Dinoponera quadriceps
Lineage: Eukaryota; Metazoa; Arthropoda; Insecta; Hymenoptera; Formicidae
Gene: S6KL
Product: serine/threonine-protein kinase S6KL
Exons: 10
Coding region: 241-1458 (405 amino acids)
Biological process (GO): protein phosphorylation
Molecular function (GO): protein serine/threonine kinase activity; ATP binding
Source: RefSeq, a predicted model, not a curated record
CGUUCUUUCCAAUUGGGCGCUCACCGCGUAAGGACGUGUCCGCGGACUCUUCCUGUGCAAUUCGAACAUUUUGAUAGGAUCGAAAAUGCUUCAUAUGCUCGCACAAGUAGGCGGCAUGCCUGGAGUUUGAACUUGAAACGGUCUGACAGCAGAAUGACGUGUGAAGGAGCGCUGGUUUCGAAUUAUCGCUCGUCCGUUGUAUGAAGAAACCGAUGAUCAAUCGGAAACACCGUCACUUGGAUGGGAAAUUCCAACGCCAAAAGGAACUAUCAUAGUCAUCAGAAAUAUGCUAGUCAGUAUAGCCUUAGUGAUUUACUUGGUGGAAGUUGCGUCACAACAACACAGACCUCAAACGAAGGAGGAAGAUCCUGGUCUCGUGCUUCCCAUAAAAGCUGGACCGCAGGCACUGUACAGGAUACUCAUGGAUCUUCCAAAACAGUAUGGCCAGUACCACGUUUCCAAUCAAUGUUUCUGCCAGAAUUCCCAAUCAAGGAGAUACCUUUGAAGACAGGAUAUAUUUUCCUAAAUGUAAUAGCUAGAGGUGCCUAUGGCAAGGUUUAUAAAGUACAGAAACAGGACAACGGUCAAGUCUUUGCACUGAAAGUUAUCAGCAAAGCAAUGAUUGUUGCUGAAAAUGCUGUUAUACAAGCUAAACAAGAGGUUGCGAUCCAGAGAAUGGUUGGGCAUCAUCCUUUCAUAGUAAAUUCUACUCACAGAUGGCAAGGCAGAAAAACACUGUACAUAUUGACCGACUAUAUUCCUGGUGGAGAAUUAUAUUCACUAGUCGAGGAGUAUGGAUGCUUACCUGAAAAUGUAGUUAGGAUAUAUGUAGCUGAGGUUGCCUUAGCUAUAGAUUUUCUACACAAUGCUGGAAUAACACAUAGAGAUAUAAAGGCAACAAACAUCCUACUGGAUAAGGAUGGCCAUGCUGUAAUUAUUGAUUUUGGCUUUGCCAAAUGGUUGCAACACACAGAAAGGACUAAUACACUUUGCGGAACGCCUGAGUACAUGGCGCCAGAAAUAUUAAGGAAGGAGUAUUAUGGACAGGAAGUCGACUGGUGGUCGCUCGGUGUCUUAGUCUGCUUCUUGCUCACGAAUCAAUAUCCGUCCACCGUGUCGUCAGAGCUUUCGCCUGAUCACGACGAGCCGAAUGAUCUGGACCGUAGGCCACCGGGGACCCUGCCGGCGGACGCGAACAUUUCAGCUGCGGCGAGGGAUCUCCUGAAACGGCUCUUACAACCGGAGCCUCGUCUGAGGCUCCGAACGCUGCUCAGCCUUCAGCGGAUCGCCUUCUACAUGGGCCACGAUCUCCAGAGUUACAUGUUGAAAAAGGAGUCGCCGUUCCAGCUUCUAGGAGUGACUAGUCAACGAGAAGCGCAGCGGCAACGAGUGAAGGAUUCAUUUCCGGAUUUCGAAUCCUUCCCAGAUGGCGAUAUCGUGCGGCCGAGCGAUCAAUGAUCUCUUAUGUUAUUUCUAAUGUUUUCUAAUUACAUGCUUCGAGAUGUAAUAUGUGCGAGAAAAUUAUUUUUGAUAUUCGUAAUGUUUAAAGCGUCACGUAGUCGCCGAUUGUUAUAUUUCACUUGACGAAUUCGAGGUGAAGUCUCGAAGGGAUUACUUAACGUCUGAUCAAUUUCUCGACCCGCUGUUAUUCUCAGGUAACAACGAUGUAAUUAAAUAAUAACACGUUGAAAGCUUC